This is a messenger RNA of Rhodofomes roseus, 1086 nucleotides long. RefSeq lists its product as uncharacterized. The transcript has 3 exons. The record is from RefSeq and is a predicted model, not a curated record. Bases 105 to 893 code for a protein of 262 amino acids. Lineage: Eukaryota; Fungi; Basidiomycota; Agaricomycetes; Polyporales; Fomitopsidaceae.
CGUGACCGGACGCGUACCGUACCCGCUCCGAGCUCGAAAGAGGCAGACCGCGCCUGGGCCUAUGAUGUGACCCCGCCGCCAGUCCUCUCAUCCUCACACUCAACAUGGUCCAUCCUAUCCAGUGGCUGGACUCUACGUUCAGCUCGCGUGCAAGAACUGAAGAGCUCCUCCGGCCCGACCUCGAGGCGGGCCUCAUCACCCCGCACGACUACUCCUUAGCCACCACGUUCCUCCCCGCGUCCCACCGAUAUUGGCCAUAUGUUUACUCCGUCGCGGGGAGCGCAGCCUUGGGGGGCUAUCUACGCUUCUACCGCAAGCCCCCCGCGUCAAUAAAUCGCACAACGCUCUUCGCCACCUUUGCAGGCUUCGCGGGUGCAGCAUGGGGUCAUUUCCGGCGCGCAGAGGCUCACGCGACCUUCACCAGCCUGCUGGAUGACCCCGUCACGUUCAGUCAGGCUCUCGAGAACGUGAACCGGAGGACAGGCGGUGUCAGGCCUCUGGGGUGGACGCUUCAGCGGGCGAGAGAAAUCGCGCGGCGGGAGGAUGUGCACGGCAACUCUGAGACACCUUCGGAUAACGGUUGGUCUCCGGAGGCCGUCGCAGGAGAUCAGCCUGUGUCACUUCCGGCCUCUGCUAGUCGACCUGCGCCUGCGACCGUGUCAGAGGCCCAGAAUAGACCGAAGAGUCGUUGGGGGGAUAUCCGGGCAGCGAACACCCGCGGCGGGGCGCAACAAUCAUCUUGGGACGUGCUCAGACAGAGUCAUGAGCGAAACAAGAUCGACACCGACACGCCAGAGGGCCGACCGGCGGAGGAGACCAGCAGGACGGAUGAGCAAGCACAGUUUGACGCGUUGUUGGAAGCGGAAAGGAGGCUGAGCGGCCGAGGGUCAUGAUAUGUUGUGCGAAUAAUGUGAAUGGACAUUUGGUGCAGUAGUCUGCCAUCGCUGUACUAGCAUGCCUUGUGCGCAAUUGGGUGGUCGAACCUCGAGCCUACUCCCAAUACGCUGCAUAAGUAUACAGCGUGCCUUACAGUAUAGCCGUCUACCAAUACCACACCGUCCCUCGGCCACCGAGACUUGCCCGCAG